Periophthalmus magnuspinnatus is the source of this 3119-nucleotide messenger RNA. It is a transcript of the gene mastl, whose product is annotated as microtubule associated serine/threonine kinase-like. NCBI's taxonomy places the organism in Eukaryota, Metazoa, Chordata, Actinopteri, Gobiiformes, Gobiidae. Gene Ontology annotation, molecular function: protein serine/threonine kinase activity; ATP binding. Gene Ontology annotation, biological process: intracellular signal transduction; peptidyl-serine phosphorylation. The record is from RefSeq and is a predicted model, not a curated record. The transcript has 12 exons. Gene Ontology annotation, cellular component: nucleus. Bases 129 to 2549 code for a protein of 806 amino acids.
GGACCCCGCGAAGAAGGUGGAAUUCAAAUUUCAAAACAAACCGGAGAUUGUUGUUUCACCAUGCAGGUGUUUACUUUGCGAUAGCUGAUAUCUUACAGAGUCUGGGUUUCUAGAUUUAAAAGAUCAACAUGGAUGAAAAGCAUGAAACGCGUGAGAUCGCUGUAGAGGUCCCGAAGCCGCCCUCAAUUGACGAUUUUGUCAUUUUGAAACCUAUUAGCCGCGGAGCUUUCGGCAAAGUCUACCUUGCACGAAAAAAGUGCAAUGCGCGACUGUAUGCAAUAAAGGUCAUGAGGAAAGCAGACAUGGUUGACAAGAACAUGACGGGGCAGAUGAAGGCAGAAAGAGACGCCCUAGCUCUAAGCAAAAGCCCUUUCGUAGUCCAUCUGUUUUAUUCCCUUCAAACUGCCUCAAAAAUCUAUCUGGUAAUGGAGUACCUUAUUGGAGGAGAUAUCAAGUCCUUGCUUCACAUUUACGGAUAUUUUGACCAGGAUAUGUCAGUCAAAUACAUUUCAGAGGUGGCACUGGCACUGGAUUAUCUUCACCGGCAUGGCAUUAUCCAUAGAGACCUAAAGCCAGACAACAUGCUUAUUUCCAAUGAGGGACACAUCAAAUUAACAGAUUUUGGCCUGUCUAAAGUCAAACUUGAUAGAGAACUUAACCUUAUGGAUAUUCUGACUACUCCGUCACUGGCAAAACCUAAACAAGCUUAUUUCCGAACUCCUGGCCAAAUUCUGUCCUUGAUCAGCCACCUUGGUUUUAAUACCCCAUCUGUGGAAGGAAAGCGCCACUGCAGCACUUCUGCGAUGUCUAGUCCUGCGACCUGUGGCAAAAACAGACAAAUUAACAACUCUGUGGGCUCACCUAUGGCUAUAGUAGCAGACCAGCCAACUUCCCCUUCUGCCCACUCCUGGAAAAGAAUGCAUAAAAGUGUGUUUCACCCACAUAACAUUACUAAGAAUCUUACUCCAUCACUGCUGAAGACCAGGAAGAGAUUUGAGACGAUGAGUGCAGGAAGUACCACUGAUACUGAAGGAGGGGUCAGUCCAAUGUGGGAGUGUGAGGAGAAAGAGAAUAUGCACAACAAUGAGUUAAAGAGGAAGGUUUCCGAAUCCAAACAGCUUGAACAGUACCAGGAACCCACCGACACUGAGAGGAAGGAAAAGUCCAAUGCAGGAAAGCAGACCAUCAGUCCAGACAUCAGUUCAGCGAGAGAGCCUAAUCCCUCUGUUACUGCAUCCUCCAUCAAGAGAAGAUACUCCCAACUGGAACGUAGCCCGGAGCAGUACGAGAUCCAUGCUAAGAAGAGCACAGCCGACUACAAGAGGUGCUUUGACAUUCCAGACGAGAAUGCCAAGUUUCACACGGGCCUGACGGGAACUUUCUCCACCAUCAACUUGAGCGAAUUCAUGGCCUGUUCUGAGGAUCGCCUUCCCAAUCACCCUAGUCCCAUAACCGUGGCUAAAUCUCUCUUUUCUGAACUGGAGGAACCUGUAGAAGAUGUUUUUGAUGAAGGAGCUAAGGACCUGUCUCAUUCGAGUUUCACAUCUCCUCUUGGACGAGCUAGGGACGUUUGUAGAAGUUUAAGUUUGGACUCUGAUGGUUCUAUACAUGAAACUUCUCCCAUUAUUGACACCCACGCAUCUCUGAAGCAAAGCCAUAACUCAACAAGCAGAAAUUCUGAAUCUUCUGAUGAAAACGGCAUAAACAAAGAAUCACCACCAACUAAAAUGUCCUGUGAUGUCAUAAAUCUAACUCCAAAAUUGGGGCAUUUGGGCAACAGGGAUUCACAAUCUUAUUUUUUAAACAGACUUCAGGAUAUAGGUCCCAGAGAACCACAGUCUCCCUCCUUCCUCAAGCCAAAGAAUGUGGUGGCCUUCCGUAGCUACCACAGUUCAAUAAAUCGGUCUAACGUGUCGGGAGUAUCAAGGUUCAGCAUUGGGUCAGUGGACUGUAUGGAUGUGACUGCUUCCUAUCACUCAUUAGAUACAACGCCAAUGCAGAAAAGGCCAAGAUCCAGUAGCUCUCUUUGUCAGACUCCUCAGCCCAUGUCAACGUCCCACACCCCGUUCAGAACUCCCAAGAGUGUUCGGAGGGGUGUCGGUCCUGUCGAAGGAGCUCAGAUUUUAGGGACUCCUGACUAUCUGGCUCCUGAACUACUGCUGGGUAAACCACAUGACUGCAUGGUGGACUGGUGGGCUCUGGGGGUGUGUCUUUUCGAGUUUCUCACAGGUGUGCCCCCCUUCAACGAUGAGACCCCUCAGCUCGUCUUCCAGAAUAUUCUCAACAGAGAUAUUCCCUGGCCGGAGGAGGAGGAGGCUCUGUCUUCCAAUGCAAGAAAUGCUAUUGAAAUCUUACUCACCAUGAAUAUGACUAAGCGAGCCGGUCUGAAGGAACUGAAGAGCCACCCGCUGUUUGAGGACCUGGACUGGGACAACCUGCAGAACCAGCCCAUGCCCUUCAUACCUCAGCCUGAAGAUGAGACCGACACCUCCUACUUCGAUGCAAGGAACAGCGCUCAACACAUCGUAGUGUCUGGCUUUAGUCUAUAGUGCAUUGUCCUUCUUUUAAACUAACUGUACCUCUGACACGUUCAUGGUAUUUACUAUUGUGCAAUCACUGAUUUUAGCAGUUAAAAAAGCUUUCAGCAAAAUGAAUGUUAAAAAUAUUUGAUAUUAUCUGAAUAUUUUUUACCUUGUUUGGUUGAUUAGAUCUUGUAUACCAGCUCUUAUUUAGAAGUGUGUUGUAUGUUAUUGCUGUCAUGAUUUUCACUAAAACAAAAUGUGUAUUAGAUUAUGUGGGAUUUCUGCCUACAGUUAACUUUCUGUCUGUACUGCUACGUACCCCUGCUUCUAAUAUUGUGGGGUGACCAGCCUGCUACAUUUCUGUCAUGGCUUCACUACUGCUGAAGUAUUCUAUUAAUAGUAUUUUUAUGUAAAUCCUGUUGAUUGUUUUAAAAUAGAAUUGGGUACUUUUGUAUUUUGAUGAAAUGGUUUGCUUUUUUAAUCUGUAUAUCAUAUUAAUGUUUUUCUUGUUUUGUGUUUAUAACACUAGUUUUAAAAAGGUUUGAGUUAUGUUUUACUCAUGUAACACCAAACUGCAAAUAAAUUCUGUUUGAUUUG